Molecule: messenger RNA, 1458 nt
Organism: Bipolaris maydis ATCC 48331
Lineage: Eukaryota; Fungi; Ascomycota; Dothideomycetes; Pleosporales; Pleosporaceae
Source: RefSeq, a predicted model, not a curated record
AUGCCUCGCGCCGGACGUAAUACUGCUCCUGGAAGGACUCUGGAGACCUCAGCCCACAACAGUGGAGUACAAACCGGAGCAACGCAUGGAAGUGCUAUGGACUCUAAUCAGAACAUAAUAUCACAAGUUGAUUUUGGCAGCGGUAACUCUGGGCUUCAAGCCGGUGUCAUCAACGGUGGUCUCCAUGGCGUUACCUUCCACUACUCAGACAACCAAUCGAUAUUCGGUAGCCUUAUACAAGGAAGCCAACCUCUAGACACAUCCACCUUGGAGAUUCUCGCAAGAAGAGCUCAAGUACAAGCCGGAAGAAGUGUGCCCAGGCAGUUACGGGACAGAUGCUACGCUCCAUACAAGACCGUGAGGAAUCGAGGGAUAAAAAUGAGAUUGCUUCAGAUCGCCCAUGUCACCAAAUUUCUCGAUCGAGGCUUCGCGGAAUAUUUCCAAGUCGCCGUGCUCUCGUUUGGCAAGCAACAUGCCCAGAAGCUACUACAAGAUGCCCGCAAGACCAUAGCCAGGAUGCAGAACAAGCAAGACGACCCUGACUCUGCUGACAUUGGCGAUCUCGGCCACUUUUGCGAGCAAAGCGCAAUCACAUCGGGUGACUCUGAGCAGCGGCCUCCAAGAUUCACAGUUACCCAGCGGCGCGACGAAGAAACUUUACACUAUCUACAAGAUGCACUCGAGAUUCCUUACUGGGAAUUCAUGGUCGACAUCUUCUUAGGAUGGAAGGCAAAUUCGAGUGCUCUGAGCGGAGACGUCGUGUUGCGUGUUUUGCACAGCACAAAACUGGAACUUCUCGAUGGACGGCGGCGCCUUAUGGACGACAUGGCCGCUUUGCAGGGCGAUGAUUCAGAGGAUAUAGCGCCGAUUAUUGAUGGGAUUGACGCUAGAAUAAAAGUCUUGGAUAGCCUUUGGGAUAGUGCAUCGUCGAAUCCUCAUGGCACUCAUUAUUCAUUGGUCACCUUUUUGGAGCAGCCGCUACGCCAGCCUUUGGUUGCUGUUGAAGAAACACCGCUUUCGUCUCAGGACGAACAAAUAGGACGUCAAGUGGAAACUGCAACACUGAUCGCCUUGAUCCUACUCUUCAUCAUCGUUGCUAUAAUCCCUGGAUACAAAGCUUUCGCGCUUUCCAUGCAAGAUAGUGCGGUUGGAAGCAUCGGAGACGCGGAUUUCUGGUAUCUGAUCCAAAGUAGUAUCAUGGCAGUGAUGGGCAACGUCAUCAUGGUUGUACCCUUGCUGAAGAAGUCGUGGUUCUCGCCAGCAUAUGGUCUAAUGUGGGGAUUUUUUGCCCUUGGUCUUGCUUUUGCAAUCGUCGCUGUUAUCAUUUACCCAUUGCUCAACCCUGGCUGGAGCUACAUGGUCGCUUUCUUCGGGUCCAUUGCAUCUGUUGCAUCAGUGCUGAUAAUGACCCAGGCGACUGCGAGGGAGGAAACCAAGGCCAAAGUCAAAACGGACUGA